Caenorhabditis auriculariae is the source of this 18451-nucleotide messenger RNA. NCBI's taxonomy places the organism in Eukaryota, Metazoa, Nematoda, Chromadorea, Rhabditida, Rhabditidae. The record is from the annotation of a GenBank genome assembly.
AUGAAAUCAACGCUCAGGGAUGAUAACUGGGAAGUGGUGGGUUUUUGGAUGAAACUGAAAAAAAUCAUAUUUUUUUAAGGACUUCCCAACUUUGGAAGCCGCUCGUUGGAACACGCCGUCAACCUCCACAACCACGUCGGAUUUUUGCUCCUCGGUAAGUCGAAAAAAAAAAGAAAAAUGGAUUUAUUUGAAGAAAAAAAUAAUGCUUUGUUAUUUUAAUUUCAAAAAAAUCAUUCUCUGCAAUUUUUUUAUUAUUCAGUUCAAGCUGUCAUUUUGCGAAAAAGAUGUUUUUUUAUUGGAAUUUCUUCACAAAAAAAUUGAUUAUUUCAACAUUUUUUUAUAAGUUUUUUUCAUUCAGAGAAGUGGGAAAAGAAGUACUAGUUUUUUUAUAAAAAAAUUAUCAGCCGAACUUUUUUUGAGAAACUGAGAACCUCAAACUUCAAAAAUUUCCAGUUUUCGAGGACUAAAAUUUUCGAAAUGGCCUAUUUUACGAGCUUUUGAUGGCUCGUUUGGUUCAAAAGUUUUUUUUUCGAAAACUUGGAAGUUGAGGAUUUUGGAAUGUUUAGUUUAGGAGUAUUUUUCGGAAAUUCGGAAUCGUGCGAAUAAUUAAUAAAAACCGAAUAUAGGACAUUUUUUCUAGUCCUUUUUUCUUGUAGAAAUUAGCUCAUGUAGCCGAUUCACCAUUAGCUUGAGCCAUUGAAAAAAUGGUCCUGACACGAAAAAGUUAGAGAUAGUGCCUGGUUGGUGGAGAGUGCAGACAGGCCACGCCCCUUUUCAUCUCAAGCUAGCCUUGAAUGGACUUAGUAUCAAAUUUGAAAAUAUUUUGCUUGAGACCAUUUUUUGCAGUCUUUUGCAAACUCGGGCAAGGUCGGAAUGGUGAAUAAUAAUCGCUAAAAGGCUCAAAAAAGGCAAGAAAAAGGCCGCAAAAAGGCUGGAAAAAGGUCGCAGAAAAGCAGCAAAAAGGGUCCCUUUAUCGAGCCUUCCAUUUUUUCUUGGAUUUUAAAGGCCUCAAGAAAUGGUGGGAAAAGGGAGAGGCUGCAAAAAUGGUGCGUAAAAGCCGAUGAAAUGGCCCUUACCCUAAAAGGAACGUUUUCCGACCUUGCCUAUGGUUUUUUAAAGACAAAGUACCAGAAAAAAAAUUUUAGGGUAGAUUUUUUUCUGCUGGGAUUUUGAAACCUGUCGAGCGGUUGGACUAUAGAUAAAUCUAGAAUUGCUCAGACCUUGGUAACGCGAACGGGACGCGAAUCGGACGUGUCGUAGCAUUUCUAGUGACCACUUUAGUAGCCUCAGAACUCUUAAGGGAUCCCUAGAAUCGCCCAGAAACGUCCGGAGCACGUCCGUUUCGCGUUACCAAUGUCCGAGUGUUCACUUUUUUGCGUAGAAACCCGAGUUUUUCCAGAGCCGGACGCCUUACUCGGAGCCCACUUGGGGAGAUCCAUUCCCUUCGAUCGAUUGGAAUCGAUCAGAUGAAGAGCCGGGCAUGAGGGAGUUUCUGAGGACCCAGAAGAGGAUGGAGGAAAAAGUGGCCUACGUCGAAUAUCAUCAAGUCCCCUGCUUCAUCCUGCCCGAAGACAAAGACGUGGUGCCGUUCCUUCGGCCGGGAGCCCUGGUGAGGAAAAUUGAUCCGAAAUGUCGUGAAAUGUCAUGAAAUUCGAAAAUUGUCACGCUUCGAAUAGUUGGAUUCCCUUAAAUAAGCCUUAUUAACCUUUCAAUCACGCUAGAAAUCGUUCAAGAAUUGUAUUUAUUUGUUUUUUAAAUGAAAGAAAUGCUUCGAAAUGUCACGAAAUUUAGAAAAAAAAGUUUUUUACGUUUCUAGUAGCUUAGAUAAGCCUUUGAAGGUUAUAAAAACCGUUCGAAAUUUCUUCAUUUUUUGAAAAAAGACCUCAAAGUGAACGGAAAAUGCACUGAAGUUGAGAAAUUGACUGAUUCAAAAUGGAGCUAAAUGUCGCGAAAUUGAAAUAUUGUCAUUUUUUGAAUGUUUCUAAUAGUUUCACGUACCUCGAUAAGCGUUAGAAGGUUCCAGAAAUCGUUCAAAAUUUUUCCAUUUUCUGAAAAAAAAAGCCUCGAAAUGUAACGAAAAUGCACUGAAUUUCAAAAAUUGAGUGAUUCGGAAUGUAGCGAAAUUCAAAAAUUGUCGUUUUUUUUACGUUUCUAAUAGUUGGGUUUCUAACAACACUUUCAAUCAUUCUAAAAUGUGUUCCAAUAUUUUGAUCCUUCUUUAAAAGAAAAAAUUUUUUCCGAAAUGUCGCGAAAUGUCAUGAAAUCCAAAACUUGUCAGUUUUUUGUUUGACGUUUCGCUUAUAAGUCUUAGAAAAAAGUCUCGAAAUGAUGAGAAAAUGACUUGAAAUUGAGUUUUUUUUUUUUCGUUUUUUAGAGUUGUAUUUUUGCAUGUAUGAUGGUUUUAUGUGUCUAGAAUAGCCUGAAACGAUUUGAAAAGUUUCAAAAAUCGUUUGGAAAAAAAAUUCUUGAAAUACUCGUUUUCUAAGCCCUAUUUUAGCUUUUAUGACAGUUUUUUUGUGUCUAGAUAUCACUCAGAACGAUUUCAAUAUUUUUUUAGAAACAGUUCAAAAUCUUAUUAUUUUGUAAUAUUACCGGAAAGUAUACCUCGAAAUGUUGCAAAACUGAAAAAAAUUUUUCUGUUUUUUUCAGAAAAGAUAAGCAAGGAACUUAAAAAUAAAAACAAUAUAAAUUGAAAAAAAUCAAAACCGUGUAGAAAGGGGUUCAAAUUUUUCAGGUCGCUGACUCGAAACGAGAAUAUCGAACGAAUCAUGUCGGCCCUGAAGUGACUUUCCAUAGCAAUCGGUUCGCCGGCAAUUCCUCGGCUUCUCGGGCUCGUUUCGAGAAAAUCCCACGCGAAACCAUUCGCGAACGGAUCGAGAACCUGCCGCGACAGCAAAAACGCCAUGUGCGCGAGUAUUAUUUGGUUGGUUGAGAGGCUGGAAAAAGCGAGAAAAAGAAGGAUGGGUCCCUGAAAAGUGAACUCCAGAAAUUUCGUUUUUUGAAAACGAGGAUCCAAGAAGUGAAACAGAAAUUAGGAAGGAAGUAAACUUCUUAAUCGAAAAAUUGGGAAAAAUUCUAGAACUCCCACCCCCCUCAAAACAAAUUUCGACGGGACUUUUUGGUGGGGGGCCCGGUUACAGCCCCCACCAUGGCAAAUUUUGACGGGGGGUGGGGGAAAAUCAAAAUGAAAUCAAGCACAUAAAUUGUUUUUCCAAGUUUUUUUUUGAAGUAAUUUUCCCGAUUGAAAAAAAAAAGGUUUGAAAAUAAUUUUUUACGCCCACAAAGUUUCUAUUACAUUUUUCAAAUUUGACUCCUAUAGGGACCUCUACGAAAGCCUUUUAGGGAUCCCUAUAGGGAGAGGGCCCUAUUAAACUCCCUAUAGGGACCCCUUUGAAGUUUUUCAGAUGCUUUUCAGAAAAUUUUCAAAUGUCAGACUCGAAUUUUUGAAAAAAACUAUUGUUCGCAGUCGAAAAUUUCUCUAGAAGCUGAGAAGUUCUACACUCGGGGCUUUGUGGGAAAAUAUUUAACAUUCGAACUUUUUAAGAAUAAACAAAAUAUUUUCUUUUCAAACCUUGAUGAAUACGAUCUUCUGUUUUAGCAAAAAAAUUUGAAAUUUCGAAUUUUUUUCCUCAAUUUUCAGGGACCCCUCUGAAAAAUUUGCAUGUUUUUAUGUCUGUGUUCGUUUUUUUAUUGACAUUUUUUUCGAUUGAAAUGAUAAUUUAACCUUAAAAAAAUUAAAAAGUAUAAAGCUUUAUCUAUGUUAAAUUCAGAGUAUUAAUUUAAAUUUUGGUGGAAAAAAUUUUUUUAGAGAAGUUUGAGCUUUUCAGUAUGAUAUCAAGCUCUCGAGCUUUUCAAAUUUUUUUCAAAUUUUCUUGGAGUAUUUGUUUUGAUGAUUGAAUAAUGAGAAAGGGAUAAUUCGCAUGUCCUUUAUUGACGUGGAAAAAAAUCUUAACACAAAAAAAUAAUUUUCAUAGAAAAAAAUGGUAAUUUUAAAGACUUUAUAAUCUUUUUUUCGGCUAUGAAUAAAUAGAAUCGCAAGAUUAUUUUUUUCGAAAUUUCCUAUGAAUGAUCUGCAUUUAAUCGACAAUUUCGUAUGCUUCCCAUGUCCCAAUGUCCCGAAUUAACCCCGCUUUUGUCCCAAGCUUCUAACAAAGUUCUUAUGCUUCUAAUGUCCCAAGUUAACCCCGCUUUUGUCCCAAGCAAGCUUUAAAAAAGUUUUUUGCCUAUCUGCCAGCUUUUUCCAAUCAUUUAGGAGUGAUAUGAAGUUCAGUUUCGAACAUUUUAGAUGAAUAAACGGGAAAUACGAGUUGCAACGAGCCCGGCUGCGUGUAGGAAACUGGAGCAGAAGCCGCAGGAGCCGAUUUUUCAUGUUAAUCCUUUUUUUCUUUCUUUUGAAAUCUCAAAAAGUUUUUUUUGUACUCUAAAAAGUUUUGUUUAACGCCUCGGGAGAAUAUAUGAAUGAAUUUAUGUUUUUAGUCGACUUUUUGUUGGGUUUUCAGCAUUUUAGGGGAUGAGAUUUUGUACUAUUCAAGUCAUUCAAAUCAGGAAAAGAAGACAUUUUUUUGAAAAUAAUCAUGGAAUCCAAUAGAAGGGUCUCAAUUGAAAAAUUUUUUUCGAAGAAGAAAAAAAUCCAAAAAUUUUUUUCUUACGGGCUUUUUGGGGAGAAUUUUUUUAAGUAAUAAUUCGUUUUAAGUUGAUUUUUUUCUUGAAUUUUAUUUUUUUGGGGGUUAUGCUCAUGUUAUUUUUGCACGAUUCAAGUCAUUAAAAAUCAGUAAAAAUAAUAAACUCCAAGUUUUUCUCAAGAUAUUGAAUAGGUGAGCUCUCAAUUUUAAUUUUUACAAGAGGAAAAAAAAUCUUAAUUUCGUGUUUUCGUUCGUGCGGGAAUGUUGGAGAAUACUUCUCUCAGAUUAUUUUUUUCAAAUUUUCAAUUUUGGUAUUUUGUGGAUCUCUGGGAUUUUUGUCACCCUAUGUCGAAUGCAAUUUUGUUUUAUGGAGCCUUUUUCUGAAUUUUUUUUCUUUCUUUCAAGUCGGAGCAGUGUUUGAAUGGCUGAAUAAGAAAAAAAGAUUUAUUCUUAGGCUUUUCCCUGCACCUUUUAACCGAUUUUGCAACACUUGGAAUGGCUUGAAGCUUCACUGCUUUUUGGCAAGUGCGCCCGACCUUUCUGACUUUCUAUGGUGGAAGAUAGUCUCGAGACCAAGUAGUUUCUGGUCGGGCGCGCUAAAGAUUCCACCUCAAGGAACAACGUCAGAGACGAGUGAAAUUUCUUUAAAUUUAUUGUUGAAAGAUUUUUUCUUAAGAAGGUUAAAAGGUGCUGGAAAACACGGGAGAAAUUCUAUUCUAAAAAAAUGUGACGGACGAUUUUUGAAAGUUCGUUCCGGAUUUUGCGUAUUGCUUGAAGAAAAAAAAAUGGAACUAGAGCUUCGAAAUGAAUUCUGUAUCUUUCUAGGAUCAUUUCAGAGAGUCUUUUUGAAGACCUUUCCGGAUUUUAAUGAAAUUUUCCAAUCGAAUGAUCUAAUCGGAAUUUAUCCAGAUUGUAAAUAAAAAAUCAAAAAACAGAAAAAUUCCAAACCUCCCUCGCUAGGGCCACAAAAACACAAUCUUGGGAACUUCAGAGUGGUCCCUAUAGGGGCAACCUUUGGGGCGGGGUCCCCUAGGGACCAAUAAAGCUUGCAAAAGUGGUCUCUAUAGGGGACAUGCUUGUCGAUAAUUGUUAUGAACUCUAAGCGAAGAAGCAUUUCCAUGCAAAAAAUGAAUAAAUAGGCGAGAUUGAGCGACCCCUAUAGGGUCCACUUGAGCUUUAGAGAGGGGGGGGGGGAGCCAGACUCUGAGCCCCUAUAGGGACCACUUUUUAGGCCUCUAUAGAGAGUUUUUCUUCCCCCUAACCCCUAUAGGGACCACUCUGGAAUUCCUAAAAUGUUCAAAGUAUAGAUUUGCCUAAUUUUCCCAUAUUUUCAGUGGGCAGCGAGAAUCGAAUCGGGCAGCACGGCGACGGAUCCACUCCGCUCUGUUUCUGUGACGUUCCCCGACAAUAACUACGAAAUCGAAGCCCGAGAAACUCGAGAAAAGUUGUCAAGAAUGGAAUUUCGACGGCCGUUGCACCUCACUUCGCUGAAUUGUCCUUUCGUUGUUCGUUAUUUUUUACAGCUUUGAAAAAAUUAAUUUGAGUGUGUAGCAUUGAAAAACAGGAAUUUCGCUUUUUCAGAUCGAACUGGAAGACGGUGAAAGGCCCAACAUCAACUUCUCCUGGGAAAAUUCGCGUUGCGCCAUUUUCGACGAAUUAAAAUGGGAAAUUCACAAUUAUAAGGACUUUCUGAAUGGCGUCAAGGAGGUUGGUGGCCAAGAAACGUUGUAAAAUUAUUUUUGAAAGCUGCCGUUUUGCAUCAUUUCAUCUUCUGUUAUGCGCCACUUUUGUUGCCUCUUCCUUUUCCUACCAUUUUUGAGCCUUCCAGAUUCCAAAGAAAAAAUUGGAGGCUCGAUAAAAGGAUUCCCUUUAAGGGACCCUUUUUGCGGCCUUUUUGCUACCUUUUUGCUGCCUUUUUGCUUUCUUUUUACGGUUUUUUUUUGAGCUUCUCCCUUUUAGCGGCCAUUAUCUACCAUUCUGACUUCAUCCGAGUAUUGAUUUUCGGAUUUCUUUAUUGUUCUGAAAUCUGGAUUUUCUUCUUUUUCUUUUUUCUCCGUUUUUCCGAAAAACGGUCAUUCCUUGAAAUCCAUUUUCUGUUGGCUGCCUUACCAAUUCCUCAAAAAACCGAUCCGAUUUUUGAAAAAGUUGAAAAAAGGUACAAAAGGGCCUUCAUUUCUAAAACUUUAAAGCUUUUAAAAUUUUUCUCACAAUCUCUAACGUCUCAGAAACGUUGAAAUAAAAAUUUCUUGAUUUAAUAUUUAAUGAUAUUCCAUUCAUAUACAAUUAUCAUUAUUCUCCCUUUACAGAUCAAAAUCCUACCGGUCGCCGUGAGAAAUCACCCGGCUGUGAGUGGCAUGAAAGACGUCUUUUUGAGCAAUCAGGCGGUACUCAUCCGAUUUUCCUCUUCCGAUUUCCGGGCCGACGCUCAGAAAAAGUUGAUGCGCAGUUGGGUUCGUGGAUUUCAAGUAGUUCAGCUAAAAACAAUUUUUUGGUUUUUUUUAAAAAUUUUUACAAAGUUUGCUGUAACUUAGUGCUCUCUGUGUGUUGGCAAAAAAAGCCAUUUUGAAAAUUUUCUAAUCUGUCUUAGGAACGCGCGAGUGGUCUCUAGAAGUUGAAGAUUUCCCCUCUAGGGACCACUUUACCUUUUCCUAUAGUAAAGCUCGCAAAAAGGCCACUCUAGGGGGUUUUUUGAUUUUCCAAAUCAUUCCAAAUAAUUUAAAGAGACCUAGAGGGAUCACUCAAGCUUCAAGGGCACAUGGGUUAGACCCCGAAUCCCUAAAGAGAUCACCUAAAUUUUACCCCUUUAGAGAGUUAUUUUUCGUCCAUUCUAGGGGCUGUUUUUCCCGAAACCCUCUAUGGACCACUCUGGCGCUCCUAGGCAAGACGAAAAUUCAAAAUUGAAGACCCUAUAGGGACCACUUGAGCUUCAUGGGCAGACCCUUGACGCCUAUAGAAAGUACUAUUUUGGUUUUCCCGCUCGAAACCCUCAAGGGACCACUCUGGCGUUCCAAAGCAAGACGAAAAUUUCAGGUGAUUCCCGACCAUUUCGUCAAUCCUCAGUACGAUAACAGUGACCCGGUGGAAACCUACGCCGCGGAAUUUAUUUAUACAGUAAAGCCGAAAAACGGACGGGGCUACGUUCUUGUGAGAUCCAUUUUUGGAAGGAAGAAAUAUGAGAAGAAUUGUUUUAGAUGAAAAAUGCGCAUGAAGUCGGCUUCGCGGCCAAGGUACUACAAGGAAAUGGCUUCGGGAUCCUGCGGGACUAUUGCGAGACGUUGGGCGGGAGAAAGGUGAGAUUUUGGGUCAAAAAUCGAAAAAAAGGGUUUUCUGGGAAAAUUUUUAGUGGCCACUAUAGAGGCUCGCCGAGGACUACUUGGAGAGGACACUAAAGUGGCCACUAAACCCACCUCUAUAGUGGUCACUAUUUUCCGUUUAAGGGGCCACUUCAGUAGUUUUUCAUCCAGUAUUCCUUCCAGUAUAACUGAUUCACGGCUGGCUUGAGCCAUCGAGAAAAGGGUCCUGCCACGGAAAGAGACGAGACAGUGCCCUGGUUGGCGGAGAGUGCAGACAGGCCACGCCUUUUUGCGUCCCAAGCUAGCCGUGAAUCGUCUAUAACUCUGAUAAUUUAGAAACAAACCUAUUGGACUCGUUAUGUUGAUACAUUGACCCCUAAAGUGGCCACUAAAAUUUUUAGUGUCUAGUAGUAGCACUUAGACCUCUAUAGGGGCCACUAACUUGACUACUACAGUGACCACUCAAACGUCAAAACCCUAUAGUGGCCACUAAUUUUUGACCCCUUAAGUUGCUACUAAUUUGACUACUAUAGUGGCUACUAAAACGUCAAAACCCUAUAGUAGUCACUAAAAAUUUCCCCAGUGUCUUCGGAUUUUUUUUAAAACAUGAUGUUACUGUUUUUGAUUAUUUUUUUUUCAAGUAGACUACUUUUUCAUGAAUUGGACUAGUUUGGAAGUGGUUUAUAAACUUUUUCAGAUCACCUUUCAAUUCAUGCCGAGCGUCAUCGACACGACGGACCAGUUGGUUUGGCUUCUCGAGAAAAUUUUCGAGGCCAACAAUCUCGAUUUCGUACGCGCCGAGAUGUACUUCCAUCGACCGCAGGACAUGUUCGUGGUUUUACAGAAAAAAAAAAUCAUAUUUUUGGAGCCAAUUUUGGAUAGAACUGAUUUUUAUCGAGCUUAAAGGUCGAGCUCAAAAAAAUCUUUUUUUUUUAAAUUCAGAAAAGCCAGAGGGGAUUAGAGAAAAACAGUGACUAUAGGGGAGCGAAAUUUUGGUCCCUAGAGGGGCUUAAUUGUCUGAUCCCUUAGCUCAGGAAGCUUAAGUGGUCCCUAGAGGGAUUAGAGAAAAACAGCCCCUGUAGUGGGCGAAAUUUUGGUCCCUAGAGGGGUAAAAGGUUGACCUUUAGUCUAAAAAGCCUAAGUGGUCCCUAUAGGGUCUAAAAGUGAUUCGAAAGAGAACAGGACAAAAUUGAUCAAUUAAUUUUUUCAUUCAAUUAUCGCUUAUUCAAUGAGAAUUAAAAGCCCUCUAGGGACCACUAGCAUGUUCGAAAUCCCUACAGGGGCCGUAAGAAGUUUUUUGAAGCCUAAAAUCAAGUUUCAAAAAUUUUGAGGCGCGGGAAAAUUACUUAAAACUUGAAAAAAAGAGCUAAAUUUGGUCAGAGUGUAGAUUUUGAGGAGGAAUUAGACGAAAAAUUGCAUUUUGAAGUAGAAAUGCGCAGUUUUACCCACGUUUUUAACGAAUAAAAAUAAAAAUAUGAAUUUAUUCAGUCUUAGAAAAAGAUUCUCUACUCAAUCAUAACAUAACUAAAGAGUUUUGCCAAGAUAAUUUCGAUUUCAUCGGAUAAUUUCCAGGGUAAAAAGCUCCUUGGACUCCCGCCAACGUGUCGCGAAACGGCUCAUUCUGACGGCGAACGACGAGAAAAUCUGGCGCGGUCCGCCGGUCGCCAGGGACGACUAUGAGAACAUUCACAGGGUCGGUUUUGCCUUGACGAAAUAGUCUAGUGGGAUAGGAGAUUGUUGAUGAUCAGAGGGUCACUGGAUCGAAUCCAGUGGGGUCUUUUUGUUUUUUUGUUGGCUUGAACCUCAUUUUAAUUAAUUUUUUUUUGACUUGUUUAGCGCUUUUAUAGUUUUUUGAGAUCCUUUUUGAAGUUUGUAGGAUAAUAUUUGGAAGAAAUCGCUUUUGAACCAAGUAAUUCGAAAUUUUUACCCUUUUGAUUGUUUGAAAAAUGAGGCCGAUGCAUGAUUUUUUUUAACUUUCAAAAAUUGAACUUUUAACGUUUUAAAAAGUGCUUUUUCUAAUAUUUCCUCUCUCAACUUUGUUUAAUUAUUAUUAUCGAAUUUCAGAUCCUAGGGAGCUCUUAAGGGUUAACACUGAUCUGUCAAUAAAUUAUUGGUCAUUUUUUGAAGAUUGCCGAAGACGAAAGCCUGCACCCGUGGACGAUGGGCCCUCAAAUGAACUACGAUAACCCGCCGGGCGAAAGCCGAAUUCGCGUCGAUUUCCACGAUCGGGUCUUCGGACAGGCGAUGGUCAAGAAACUGACCAAAGAGAUGCCCAGCACUCAGUUUUUCUCCCUCAUCCGCAAGGACCGUCGCGGGGUUCGUUUUUAGACGAAAAAGAGCUGAAUUUGGUUCAAAUUUUGAGUUUUUCAUUUGAAACUGGAACUAUGGGAUAGGAUCGCUACCAAUUUUGAUUUGAGACCAAAAUUUUUUUUUCCGAUUUUUUUUUUCUGAACCUUCUUGAACUUGUAAUCAUAAGUUUUCAAUUAGAACUUUCUUCAUAUGAUUUUUUUAUAAAGUUAAUUGUUAGUUAAGACAAAAAAAUCAUGUGAGAAUGCAAUUUAUCAAAGGUUCGAUAACCUUGGAAAAAUAAAGUUUUUUGAAAUUUCUUCAAUUUUUUCUAGAGCUUUAGUGAGAAUAGUUUUAAUAGGCAAUGAUGUUUGUUAUGGAAAAAUUGGGGAAAGCAGUCGAAAAAAUAAAAUUUUUAAAAAUCCCAUUUUCCGUUGACUUUGUUUGUUAAUAAAAAAAAGCAAAAAAAAAAGUUUUCAUUGAGUUUUUCCAGGUUCGACUGAUACCAUCCGUCCGUCGCUACCUGAACAUUUCGAAAAGGAUUCGCUACACUUUGGGCCAAAUCGAGUUUGUUUGAACCUGUUCAAUAAAUUAUUCACGAGAAAAUAGCCUUUUCCGAAAUUUUUCCACAGAAAAUGUAUGGAAAAGGACAUUUUUUGAGAAUUUUAACUCUAAAAAUCGCAUAAAAGUGAGCGAGAGAUCACUAGCUCCCAAAGAGACGCCAGAGAAACGAGACGGCUUUUCUUCUCUGACGUCUCUUCAACCCCUCGUCGAUCUAUAUUUUUAUCCCAAAUUUUUCGAAAUUUGUGAACAGAAAAUAGACGAACAAUAAUAAUUUUUUGGGAAUUUUGACUCUAAAAAUCGAAAAUAUGAGUUAGAGAUCAAUAGCUGCAGACACCACAAGAAAGGGUUCCGUGGCGAAACGGUGAGUUAAUCUCCCAAUGAUUAUUGUGAUUUUUUUUAGCAAAUUCGUGAGGAUUGCGAGUUCACCUAUGUCCGAUUAAUUGACGAUUUCUGUGUCAAUAACGAUUUUGGAUCGAUUAUCGUUGAAGGAUAUCCUCAUGAGUGAGUUUUGAACGACGGAAAUGGACUUUUAAGCUCGUGAUUUGGGUCGAAAUAGUGGAAAUAUUAAAAAAACACCGAAAAUAAUGAUUUUUAUAGAGGAAAAUAGGUCUAGAACUACUUGAAAAGAAGGUUAAAGGCGCAUGAUUUUCUAGGAUUUUGCGUGAAUGUUUCUUCGUCUUGAGACCUUUUUUUGUUUUCAAAAAUGUAAUCUUCUGAGGAAAUUUUGUAUUCAAGUUUCUAAGAGUCUGGAAAGUUUUUGUGAAUUUUGAGGAUUUUUCUUUUUUUGGCCUAAAAUUUGCUAUUUUUACGAUUUUUGAGAACAUCCAAAAAUGGGAAAGAACGUUUUUUUUCUCUGAACGCUCUCUUGUUUCCCAGUGCUCUCUAGUUUUUGGAAAGUUGAAAUUUAGAGAGCGUUAGAAAAUGAGAGAGUAUUUUUGUUCUCUGCGCUCUCUUGGUUACUAGUGCUUUCUAGUUUUUGGAAGUUGAAAAUGAGAGCCCUUUUCCUCUGUACACUCUCCUGUUCCCCAGUACUCUCUAAAAGUCGGAGUUUGAAAGUUAGAGAGCGUUCAAAAACAAGAGGGCAGGUGGUUUUCUUUCUCUGAACUCUCUCUUGUUUCCCAGUGUUCUCUAGUUUUGGACAAUCAGAACAUAUUUUUUCACUAUUUUUACUGUUUCAGGUACGUCGUCCACGUUUAUAAUAACUUAAUUAACGCGGUCGCCCCGAUAUUCAUCGACUGCAGUGGAGAAAGUGCUUGUCUGCUCUAUGGGUAAGGAAAUUUUCAAAAAAAAAAGUUUAAGGAUUAAUUUUUGACGGAGUGUUCUUUAGGGACUUCUGAUUUUAAAAAAGGGACUAAUUUUUAAAAAAAGUAGAUUCAUUUUUUGAGUUUUGAAGAUUUAAAAUAACGCUUUUUUCAUUUUUUCUGGUAGUUUGUCAAAUUUGAAGCAUCGUUGCGAAAAAAAUUAUUGCCUUUCUUGGAAUCAGAAGUUCAUCAAGUUCAUCAAAAUCCAAAAAGAAAAUUGAAAAAAGUCCCAUUUUCAGAAAAAAUUUCUGUUUUCAUUUCCCGACUUUAGGCCCGGAUUGAAAUUGGCCGAAACGUUGGUCCAAUGGCAGCAGGGCAAAAUUGUGAUGGAUAUCGAUUUGUAUAAUGAGAGAAUCGCGCUUUUCGGCAGGGAUGAAGUCGUUGGCCUUGUGAAGGGCGAACUCGAAAAGUUCCACAAAUCGUUCGUUUUUAUUCAUUUUUCAGAAGGAAGGUCAUUUUACUUUGCUGUUGGGAUCUACCUGAAAAAAAUGACCAGUAAACUCCUUGGUGUACCAGAAAAAAAGAUUCUGAAAGUUUGACCAUGCAGGACUUCUUGGUUUUAGGGGAAAAAAAGUUUUUUUGGAGGGGGGUGGUUUAGGGGAAUGAGAGUUUUAAAAAAAGCCAAAAAAAUGGCCUGUUUUAACGGAUUUUGAGGGUUUUUUUCGACAGAGAAACUUUUUUUGUGAUUUUUUUAUAAGAAAUAUGAAAUAUGAAGCCAUUGUGAGUUUUGAUGUUACGAUUUUUAAAAAGUUGGCUAAAAAUCAUUAUUUGAUCUGAUCUUCUGUUUUUUUAGCAAAAUGAUCGUUUUUUUAUAAUUUGAAUUUUUUUGUUUUCUUUGAAAGUUUUCCCAAUAAUUUCAUGAAAUCGGAUCCAGAUAAUUCCCCUUUUUUUCAACAUAUUCCAAUCGGAUUCAAAAAAAUCAAGUUUUUAAGAUUGCGAAAAAAAUUGAGCUUGACCAAAAAUUUGAGAAUAUGAAAGAAAAAAAGUCGUUUUUUUAAUGCUGAAAAAUAAGAUUUUCGGGAAUUUUUUUCAGCAGGUGUUUUUUUCUCUUGGAGUUUAUUUUGAUUCAUAAUUGGCAAUAAAUACGUUAAAAAAAUGGACGUUUUGAAAUGAAAUUUUGAAAAAGGUAUAAAUUGAGACAUUAGAAGGCUAAUUUUUUCACAGGAUCAAAAAAAUUCGGCAUUUUUUUCUUAGUUUAAUAUCGAUUCCUCCACUCAAAGUUGAACAUUUUGAAAAUUUUUUUUAUUCACAAAAUUCUGAAAAUCCUUCAGAAAACACUUGACUGACAUGGACGCCCAAAUAUUGAUCGACGAGCCUCGUUUCUCGCCGAAUAUGAUGAACUUGCUCUACCUUAUGUAUGAUAAUGACGAUGUUUUCAAGUCUGUUUAAUAUUCCAUCAGACAUGUCAAAAAAGCUGAUUUUACAGUCAACACGUCGGAGAGGACGGAUGCAUAAAAGUCCAGGGAAAUAUGAUCGAUUUCCGUGGCAAAGUGGCGGCUUUUGAGCGACUCAACGAGCUCCUGGAGACGAUCAGCGAAGAGGUGGAGUGGCUAAGAGUCUGGAGUGUGGAUCUAGGGGUCGAGGGUUCGAUUCCUGACCAGGGUUGAUUUUUUUUUGCUGGACUUAUAUUCGUUUUAGGCUCCUCAUUGGUUCUGAUAAGUGGAAAUUUUGUUUAAAAUCAGCGAAAAUGUAAAAAAAUUUUUUUUUGAGGCUUUGAGAUUCCUUUCAUUUUCGUUAGAUCGAGGUAGAGUGGCUAAGAGUCUGGAGUGUGGAUCUAGGGGUAGAGGGUUCGACUCCUCGCCAGAGCUAGAUUUUUUGCCGAAAAUUGACGAAAAUAUCAAAUUAUCUUUUUUUUAAUUUUCAGUUUUUUUUUUAGCCAUUAUCGGUUUUACAAAGUAAAAAAAUCUGGCUAAUAAUCAGCAAAAUAUCAUUUUUUUAAAGUUUCCAGUCAAUUUAUUUUCAUGUUCUCAUUGAAUCUGAGUUCCACCAGAAAUAACAAAAAAACCCUCAUUUUUUUCAAAUUUCAUAUAAUUUUUCAUUCAUUGGGAAUUUCGACAAGUUGGAAAUUUUGGCGUAAAUUGAAAGUUAGUGUGAAAAAAAUCCUUUUUUUGCCGUUUUAAAAAAACUGGCUCCUUUAUAUAGAACUGUCGUUAUAGAGAAAAUUUUUUUGGAAAGGUCGAUUUAGCGAUUUUUUCGAGCGGAAUUGUUUUUUGUAUUGAAUAAUUUAAAUAAUUUCCGGAUAAAAGGAAAAUUCUAAAUUUCGACUUUCAUUUUUUUUUCACUGAAAAACGAUCAUUUUUCAGUUGCGCUUGAUGCUCGGUGGUCCCAACUCCGUGCCUUACCGACCUGACUGCGCCGUUUGUCUUUGUCCGGUUCCCGACGACUAUUUCCGGCUUUCUUGUGCCCAUAUCUACUGCCGGACUUGUUUCGUCGGACAGGUACAGAGGAGAAAAAAAAGGAGAAAAGUAGAGGAUUUUUUUCAGGUCAAACAUGACCUCUUAAAUCGAGUUUGGCCCCUGAAAUGUGCACAGGAAGGCUGUAAUCUCUGUGUUUCGCCGGACGACUUGAAGGUUUUUUUUGGGAUCUUUAUGACUUGAGGUCAAAAACUAGGCUUGAAAGAAAUUAUGACGAAAAAGUUGAUAAAAUGGACUAUAUACGUUUCGAAAAAGCUUUAAAGGAAGCAUAAGAAAGCUUGGAGGUUCCAUAGAUGAAGAGAAAACUUACGUAAAGACGAAUGGGAUUUAAAAAAAUGGGAUAAAAUAAACCUAGAGGUUUCGUUAUUUUUUCAAGGAAAGUGCGCUCCAAGGAUAACUUUGGGACGAAAUUAAAGAGGCUGAACAAAAUCAAAGGAAAAUCAUGAAUAAAUUGUAGGAAUUUAUUGGAAAACUGCUCAAAAAGUAGUUUUUUUAAUAUAUUUUCGGACGGGAAUGAUCAAAAAAAUAACGAAAAUGAGAAAAUUUUUGUAAAGAGAAAUUUUUUUGACAUUUUUCUGUGAAAUUUGAAUUUUUCUGUUUAGUUCUUGAUCCUCGGCUGUACUAAUUUUAAAGCUACUUGAAAAAAACAGUAAUGAAUUCCUGAUUAAUUGUUUUUUUAUUUUGAAAGAAAAAUAAUGAGCAAGGGCAAGAAGAACAUAUAAAAUAUUUUUUUCUGCGAAAAAAACUUUUUUUCAGUUUACGAUGACCAACAUAUUUGAAAAACUGCUCGAAAUAUUCAAAUAUGAUUUUUCUAUUAAAUUCCACAUUGUUCGAAAUAAAAAUAAUAAAUAAGCGCCUUAAUAAUCUUCAGAACAUUCACAAUUUUUUUCUUACUGAACGAAUUUUUUUUUUUUUUGCUGUUGAAAAAAAUCUUGAUUAUUUCAUUUUUUUCCGAUCCUUGGCAUCUUGAAAAACUUUAGAUUUUUUUCAAGAUUUUUCACAUCAUACGUCGGCUAGAUACGUCCCCGGGGUGCGGCCCCCCUCACCCCGCUCAAACUGCGGCCUACCCCCGAAAAGGGCGGUCUAUCUCAGUACAUUUAAAAUUUUUUUUUCCGCGCGCAGAAGACUGGAGUCGGAUCCAGCCGAUUAAAAUUUUUGUAACGAAAAUAAACUUGACCCUCUUCCUGAAAAAUUCUUGAUUUCUCUCUUCAGUACUUGAUCCUCGGCCCUUCGAACCGUGUACGAAGUCUGGACGACCAAAAAAUCGUUCCUCUGACGCGAGCCGCCAUCACAGUGGCCCUGAGGUCUGGCGCCGGAAUUUUGGCCUGCCCGACGGUCGAUUGUCAAGGCAUUUAUGAGGUAAAAUUGGGAAAAGAACCCCCUUUUUCAGAGUUUUGGGGGUGUUGCACACUUAUUACUAAAAUUAACUCGGUGAAAAGUUUUAAGAGUUUUUUUUCUUGACCCUUUUUUGAAGCUUUCUAGCCCACCAAGAAAAGCUAAAUAUAGGGAACCCUUUUAGCGGCCAUUUUGCACCCGUUUUCCGCACUCGAUAGUGAUUCGUUUUUUUAGGCUGUACCAAAGGACCUGCCCGCCAAGAUCAUAACCUGCUACGAAUGCCGACAGGACACUUGCACCAAGUGUCGUCUGCCACGGCACGGCGCCGUCAGCUGUUUAACCAACUCCUUGCUCCAUCGUUCGUUUUUUUUUUCUUCUUCUUGGAGAAUUUCAAUUGAACUCGUUUCCAAAUAUGUCUUUUCACAGAUAACGCCGACAUGUCGUUGUUGAUCUACACGAGAAAUCUGAAGGAAGGAAAAUUGCGAAAUUGUCCCAACACGGCUUGUGGCGCCAUCAUCGAGAAGGUUAUUGAUUAAUUUAUUCAUUCUUGCUGGUGGAAUUCAUGAAAAAUCAAAGAAUUUCGCUGUGGUUUUUCUUUGAUUUUUUUUCUCACAUUGGUCUUUUUUUUUUGAUUAUUUUUUUUUCAUAAUUUUGUUCCGAAUGCCCUCCUUCAACAAUGCAAUGGAAUAAGGAUAGAAACAUGAAAAUGGUAUUAAAAAAAUUUAGCAAAAGUAGGAAAAAUACAAGGUGAAAAAUUAAAAAGUUGCCUAACUAAUAGUAACUUUUCCGAUUUUUUUUUCGUGGCUUCCGCGUUCUCAAUAACUUAGGAACUCCAUAGUGGCCCCUAUAGGGAGAACCCUUGAAGUUUUUCUCACUUCACCAGCCCCUAUAGGGGUCACUUAAGCUUAAAAAAGUGGUAUCUAUCGAAAUUUUAGUUAGUGGCCCCCAUAGGGGACAUGCUAAUCGAUAAUUUUUGAAAUUGAAAGAUCCCUAUAGGGUUCACUUGACCUUUGGGAGCUUAGGUGUCAGACUGUAAACCCCUUUAGGACCUCCUUGAUUUUACCACUAUAAAGACCAUUUCCGGCCCCCUUUAUAGAUGGUUUUCCCCUAACCCCUAUAGGGACGUUUCUGGAAAUCCUAAGAACUUCAUACAAAUGAUGCAGUAGUAAAAAAUAGAAACAAGAAAAUGUUAGGGAAAAAUAAAUCAGGGAAAGUAGGGAAAAUAUGAGCGGGAAAAGUCCAAAUGGUGUGAAGAAAUCACUAAUUUUCAACUUCUUCAAAUAAAGAUUGCGAUUUCCAGGAACGCGGAUGCAAUCACAUGACCUGCUCGGCUUGCAAAACCGAAUUCUGCUGGCUUUGCGACUGUUUUACGGUAAUUUUUUGCUUAAUUUUGAGAUAAUUUCUUCCCAUUUUAUUCAUUUUGAUCGAUUUUUAUUCAUCCCUACUUUUCUUCACUUAUAAUAUUCAAUGAUUUCAGGGCCGUGUCCAAGACAUCUACAAGCACCUCCACGAGUUCCACAAGGGCGUCGGCGGCGAUUGGGAUCCUUUUGUCGUUAGUUUUUUGAAAAGUUCAAAAAAAUAAAUUUUGAUGUUACUUUUUCUUAAAGCUCGGGACUUUCUAUCUCUUGACGGUCUUGCAAAAAAAAAUUCGGGUUUUUUCGGAGAGUAUGAGGAAAAAAUAGACGCUCAGACAGCUCAAGUUUCUCUGCCUGUCUGGAUGUCUCCAUCUUUUUCAUGCUAUCUCAAAGUUUUUCUAAAAAACUUCAUUUUUUGAAGGGAUUUUGGACUCAAAUUAGCACUGGAACGGAAAAUUUAGAGAGCAUGGGAAAUGCAGAGUGCCUGAGACAGCUAGAGUCCACCUUGGUUUCUCUAGAUUCUCUCCUUUUCGUGGAGUCUCUAGCAAGUAGGCUGCAAUUCAGCCUCCCGUUGAAAAUUUGAUGCCCCGUCCUUGAUAUUAGAAAAAACGAGAGAAUAUGACAGUUGGAAAGUUUCAGCCAUUUUUUUGUCUGCUUUUCUAGGUGUCUCCAGUUUUUCCGUUCUCUCUAUAAAUCGAUGAGCUGGACAAAUUUUCUUAAAGUGACGAAAGAACUUUCAAAACUUCUGCCUUUCAAGGGAACACUUAAGGGGCGCUAAAACUACUAGAGUUAUCACUCAGUUGGUCAUAGGGUUCAUCUCUUCCUUGAAAUUUACUCUACGGAAAAAAAGGGAACUCCAUAGCGUCCCUCUAGAGGCAACCGUAAAGGUCCUUGAGGGUCCCCUCUAGGGACCACUUAACAAAAAAAAAACCCCUAUAAUGGCCACUAAACCUCGCAAAAGUGGUCUCUCUAGGGGAUAGGCUAUUGGAUAAUUUUUAUGAAUGUAGAAUAAUUUCCAUGCGAAAAACUGAAUAGAAAAGCGUUUUGAAUAAAAUUGAAACGCCCCUGUAGGGAACUCUCUGAUUUUACCCUUAUAGGGACCACUUUUCGGGCCCCUGUAGGGGCUGUAUGGACCACACUAAGACUCCUAAGUAGUUAGAGUCAUGUUAAGGCCAAAAAAGGAUUUUUCCAAGGGUUAUUUGAUUUCAGGACGACGAGGAGAACUUCGGUCUCGAAGAAAUGAGGGAACUCCUGAUGGGCCAAGUCUUGCCGCUUCCUUAA